AUGCCUAUAAGUGAGCGCAACGAUGUACUAGAAGUGAAGUUACCAAAUAACUGGUCUUCAUGGUUCUUCAUGCGAACAUGCCAGUUAUUUUUUUUUCAGGAUCCAGUACACAUCUGCACCAAGAUUCGUAAUCGUCUUCUUUCUCAAUCUGCUUCAAUGUUUAUUGGAAACAGAAAAAUAUCAGUCGAUGUACUCUUUGAUUUAAUUAACAAUCAAUCGAAACUAAUCCAUGGAUUAGUAAAAACGGAUGUUUAUCCAAAAGACCGACAAAACUUCGCUUCUUGUGCUAAAAUUUCAACCGAUGGUGUUUUAUCUGCUCUCAAUAAUGUUUCUGAUUCUUAUGCCACACAAAUUUACUUAGGUCUGUUGCGUAGUAUUAUAAUAGCUCAUAUUGAAAAAAGUACAUCAAUUAUUGAUCGAAUAUAUCAUAGUUGGAUGACAGUAUUCAUUUGCCGCCUUUGGUGGGCUUGGUUGCAGUUAACGGAUGUGGAAGAAAUUUCCACGGAACAUCAGGACAAAAAUAAAGCUUUUUUCUUUAUCACAAAAGCUGCUUAUCAUUCUAUUGAAAUCAAUGCACACACAUUACUAUCAGUUGUUCUUCUUGUUUGCCAGCACGAUAUGUCUCAAUCUGCUCAAUCUAUAUCAAGUUUUAAUUCACAGGCAUGCGAAAAUAUAUUCAGACUAACAAGAUCAAUGUCUGGGACAUUCUCACCAAAUGUGAAUUUUACUGUCGGACAAUUUCUCCGACGAGCUGGUAAACUUUCAGUAUUGCAAGAUAUUGAUAGACAAAAUGAACAUAAUCUAUCGGAAUGUUCUUUACAAUUUCCUAAACAUCACAAGCGACGUCACAGAAAAGAUAUGUCAAUAAAUAAUCGUUUAGAUGUUUCUAACAACAUACUAACACAAAAUACGAUUGAAAAAACCAUCCAUCGUGCUUUUGAUGAUGCUUAUAAAAUGUUAUCUGUACUUUGUAUUGAUGUAAUUUUAGUACGCGAAUAUCUUAACGCUUUAGAUGAACUGAGUACAUAUGUACGAGUUCAGAUUGAAAAUACUUCUCAUACUACUGAUUUUAGUGAAAAUUGGAACGGUUAUUCUGAUGAUGAAUUAGAUUCAAAAGAUGAUGUUCAUGAUCAAUAUGAUGUAAUUUCGGAAAGUUCUUCUGAGGAUGAAGCUGAUGAACAAACAAAUAACUCUGGUCACAAAAGAUCGCAAUUUAAAGGAUUACGAAUCUUCAAUGAAAUUCCUGCUGCUCAAUCGAAUUCAUACUUUCGUAUUAAUGUCGAUGAAAAUGAAAAAUAUAUGCAUACGCAAACUGCCAGUUGGCUUCUUACCGAUAAUAGACCUGCACUAUCGGCAAAUCAACUUCAACGCGUACAACAGAGAAUUCGAUAA
Molecule: messenger RNA, 1392 nt
Organism: Rotaria socialis
Lineage: Eukaryota; Metazoa; Rotifera; Eurotatoria; Philodinida; Philodinidae
Source: the annotation of a GenBank genome assembly